AUGGCCACUCUUAGAGAAAUCCAGCAGCGUCUUCGUUCCGUCCAGAACAUUGAGAAGAUCACCAAGUCCAUGAAGAUGAUUGCCUCUACCAAGGUCGCCAAGGCUCAGCGUAACAUGGAGACUGCCCGUGCUUUCGGUGUCGCAUCCAACUCUCUUUUCCAGAGCGCCGAGACCAAGGCCACUGAGGGAGGUUCUGAGCUCAUUGUUGCCUCUUCCUCUGAUCGUGGUCUCUGUGGUGGUAUCCACUCCAGUGUCUCCAAGGCAACCCGUCGCGCUGUUGAGGCUAACCCCGAAGGCCGUGUUGUUGUCUUGGGUGACAAGCCCAAGGCUCAAUUGUCUCGCUCUGUUCGCUCUAACAUCACCCUUUCUUUCAACCAGAUCGGUAAGGCUGUCCCUACCUUCACCGAGGCCAGCUCCAUUGUUGAUGUGAUCAAGGCUGAUGGUAUUGAGUUCGACUCUGCCAAGAUUGUUUACAACAAGUUCUUGUCUGCCAUCUCCUACGAGGCUGACUCCAUCACCGUCUACUCCCAGGAUGCCUUCAAGGCCUCCCCCAACUUCGCUGUCUACGAAAUCGAAGAUGAUGUCCUUGCUAACCUCCAGGAGUUCAACUUUGCCAACUCCGUCUACUGGGCUAUGGUUGAGGGUCACGCUGCUGAGAUGUCCGCCAAGCGCGCUGCUAUGGAGAAUGCCACCAAGAACGCCGGUGAGAUGAUCACCAAGCUUACCAUGACCUACAACCGUGGUCGCCAGGCUGUCAUUACCAACGAAUUGAUUGAUAUUAUCACUGGUGCCUCUGCCCUUUAA
This is a messenger RNA of Phycomyces blakesleeanus NRRL 1555(-), 804 nucleotides long. RefSeq lists its product as hypothetical. Gene Ontology annotation, biological process: proton motive force-driven ATP synthesis. Lineage: Eukaryota; Fungi; Mucoromycota; Mucoromycetes; Mucorales; Phycomycetaceae. The record is from RefSeq and is a predicted model, not a curated record. Gene Ontology annotation, molecular function: proton-transporting ATP synthase activity, rotational mechanism. The coding region runs from base 1 to 804 and encodes 267 amino acids. The transcript has 4 exons.